Molecule: messenger RNA, 840 nt
Organism: Elephantulus edwardii (Cape elephant shrew)
Lineage: Eukaryota; Metazoa; Chordata; Mammalia; Macroscelidea; Macroscelididae
Gene: CABP7
Product: calcium binding protein 7
Exons: 5
Coding region: 1-840 (279 amino acids)
Molecular function (GO): calcium ion binding
Source: RefSeq, a predicted model, not a curated record
AUGUGCCCAGACUUCAGCGACCAGCAGGAGUCACGUUCCCAUUUCACAGACGAGGUGCUGGAGCCUCAGCAGAGGUCACGUGGCGGCCUUCGCCAAACCCAAAUCCCAGCUCAGCUUCCUGUCCCAGUGCCAGCCCGGAUGCCAGAUCAUCGUCAGUGUGCCGGGGAAGCUGGCAUUGCGGGCCCUGGCACUAUCCAGGCCUGGGCACCCCUUUACUAUCAGAUCAACCUGGAGGUUCCAGGGGCACUGGAAGUGGGUGUCGGGGCAGGGCUGACUCUAGACAUCUCUCUGCUCCUCCCAGAGAUCCGAGAGGCCUUCAAGGUAUUUGAUCGAGAUGGCAACGGCUUCAUCUCCAAGCAGGAGCUGGGCACGGCCAUGCGCUCCCUGGGUUACAUGCCCAACGAGGUGGAGCUGGAGGUGAUCAUCCAGCGGCUGGACAUGGAUGGUGACGGCCAAGUGGAUUUUGAGGAGUUUGUGACCCUCCUGGGACCCAAGCUCUCCACCUCAGGAAUCCCAGAGAAGUUCCACGGCACCGACUUUGACACUGUCUUCUGGAAGUGCGACAUGCAGAAGCUGACGGUGGACGAGCUGAAGCGGCUGCUGUACGACACCUUCUGCGAGCACCUGUCUAUGAAGGACAUUGAGAACAUCAUCAUGACGGAGGAGGAGAGCCACCUGGGCACGGCUGAGGAGUGCCCGGUGGACGUGGAGACCUGCUCCAACCAGCAGAUCCGCCAGACGUGCGUGCGCAAGAGUCUCAUCUGCGCCUUCGCCAUUGCCUUCAUCAUCAGCGUCAUGCUCAUUGCGGCCAACCAGGUGCUGCGCAGUGGCAUGAAGUAG